AUGAAUGAAUUUCUCGAUAAAUAUGGAACCGAUACAACCACAAACUUUCAACUUAUGAGAUGGGCGAAUGAGUUAAAUAUAUCACCGUUUUAUUAUUGUAUGAGAGAUGAAAUAAAUGAUCUGAAAUAUAUGAAAGAUCAAAUCGGAGACACUCUUCAAGGUGAUUUAGAUAUGAACAAUUUUACCAUAACUAAUUUAAAGUCUCCGGAAAACGAUAAUGACGCCGUUCACAAGAAAUAUUUACGGGAACAAAUAAAUUCAAUUGAAGUAAAUAAAAACCAUUUAGAAGAUAAAAUAAGUAAUGUGAAAAGAUUCUUCAAACGUCAACUAAAUAAUAAAAAUGUUGUUAAUGAUACUAAACUACAACAAGAGGUAAAAAGUUUUAUUCAAAAAGAAUUGGUCAACGUUGCGAAUAAAACUGAGUUACAAAAUUUAAUUUCAUUAAUAUCUAAAUUAGAGGAUAAGAUUGCAAAACAAAAAUUAGACAUUCAACAAUUGAUAGAUAACAUUCCAGAUGAAAAUGAAGAUACGUUUCAACAGAAUUAA
Lottia gigantea (owl limpet) is the source of this 546-nucleotide messenger RNA. RefSeq lists its product as hypothetical. The transcript has 2 exons. The record is from RefSeq and is a predicted model, not a curated record. The coding region runs from base 1 to 546 and encodes 181 amino acids. NCBI's taxonomy places the organism in Eukaryota, Metazoa, Mollusca, Gastropoda, Lottiidae.